Molecule: messenger RNA, 1701 nt
Organism: Labrus bergylta (ballan wrasse)
Lineage: Eukaryota; Metazoa; Chordata; Actinopteri; Labriformes; Labridae
Gene: tipin
Product: timeless interacting protein
Biological process (GO): replication fork arrest; DNA replication checkpoint signaling; DNA damage response
Cellular component (GO): nucleus; replication fork protection complex
Molecular function (GO): DNA binding
Source: RefSeq, a predicted model, not a curated record
GAAUAUAAGCUACUGGUAUCUUAUUUAAAGAAUUCAUUUUAAUUUAUUAUCGUGUUUUAACUUGGCACGACCCGCUGACAGCAGCUAAAGUAACGUUAUCUCAGUAUUUCAGUAUUUACACUUUAAUACAACUUCAGACGUUACUCAGACCGGAAGUCAGGUUCAGCCGACGUUUAGAGAGAGGAGCGUAUUCUGCUGCCCAUCACGUCCACUUUAAAACUUUAUAAACACGAAGGACAGGAUUUACUGUUUUUGUUUUGUGUUUUGGGCUAUGGUCGAGUUUACCGCCUUCCCGGUGAUGACGCUCCGGUCGACCGAUAUCUGCUUCUUCACGGCCGAUAUCUGACCGAGCUGUCCGGGAGAGAGAGCGCAGGUAUCGGGCGCCGAUUUAUCAACAGAAACUGACGGAUAACAUCUGAAAAACAGGCUAAAUAACUGAGAUAAUCCAUCAAAGAGUUACACACCAUGUCCAGCCCACAGAGAAACGGCCGCUUCAACAUCCCUGACUAUGACGGCUUAGAGGAUGAAGCUUUCCCUCCUCUUCCUCCUCCACACUCUCCGGGACAGGGGGGGCGAGAGGAUGGAGACCCUUUUGGAAAUGAGGACGAGAACGGGGACGUGUCAAAACUCGCUGAUGUUCCUGCUGCUAAAAGAAAAGGAGUGAGGAGGCCACAACCCAAACUGGACUCCCAGAGGCUGAUCUCAGACAGAGGACUUCCUGCUCUGCGAACGUUGUUUGAAGAUGUUCAGUUUAAAGGCAAAGGACGCGAGGCCGAGGACCUGCGGCUGCUGAUGCACAAGAUGGAGAACUGGGCUCACAGGCUGUACCCCAAACUGCAGUUUGAUGAUUUUAUCGACAGAGUGGAGAAGCUCGGCAACAAGAAGGAGGUGCAGACCUGUCUCAAACGGAUACGACUGGACAUGCCGCUGACACACCAAGACUUCAUAGGUGAAGACGAGCCGGCUCCUGAACAGCAUGUCUUUGCGGAUCCAGAUCCGUUUGACAGUGCAGUUUUCCCUGAUGACCUGCAGAGGGCACUCCACUCUACUCCUGCUCCAGCUCCCCCACCAUCCUCCUCCUUUCCCUCCCCAGCUGCCCCCUCCCUCACCGAGGAGCAGCGCAGACGCAUAGAGCUGAACAGACAGCGAGCCCUGGAGAGGAAGCUCGCGCGGCAGCAAACAGACUCUCAGACUGCUGACUCUUCAGCACGGUCAGAUGAACCCACACCUGUCUCCUCUGUAAACGACCUCCACGCGUGUAAAGCUGAGGCGGAGGAGGAAGAGAAGGAAGAGGCGGAGGAGGAUUUACACCCGGAGCCAGACAGCAGCAGCACACAACAACCGAAGGAGUCGGCGCACAGAGACUCUGAGGCGUGUGCAGAAUCGGCUCAGUGCGAGGGAGAAGAAAGCAGCCUGAGCGCUGAGCCUGAACACGACAUCGAGCAGGAGGACGGAGAUUCAAAGAGCUGAAGUCAUCGUCUAUGUUCUCUAUAAAACAAACUUUGUUCAAACUUCAUUUCUUUGUUUCUUUUGAUCUUGAAAACUUUACGUCUUGUUCUCGUUAAAGCCGUCAGCUGAUCAGUGCUGAAACCUGAAUUGUGUUCCUCUGCUGUGAGUCCAUCCUUAAAUCACAUCGUGUGUUUUUCUGGUUUUUAUAAAAUGCCAAAUAAGGGACAAUAAAGAUUUUGUUUUCCAACAACA